Cornus florida is the source of this 741-nucleotide messenger RNA. RefSeq lists its product as uncharacterized. The coding region runs from base 1 to 741 and encodes 246 amino acids. NCBI's taxonomy places the organism in Eukaryota, Viridiplantae, Streptophyta, Magnoliopsida, Cornales, Cornaceae. The record is from RefSeq and is a predicted model, not a curated record. The transcript is spliced from 2 exons.
AUGGAUAUGAAUGUGGAGAAUGUGGAACAAUGCGGUGAUUCUCUCACAAUUGAAGAAGUGGCUGAAGUUACGAACGAUGGAAAAUUGUUAUGGGAUGAGUCACUCAUUGAAAAAUUCGUGAAUAUUAUGGUGGAAGAAGUUAAGGCUAAUAAUCGUAGUGGCACAACAUUUAGUAAAAGUGGUUGGAGUAAUUUAGUCAAACAAAUGAAUGUUCAUACGGGGAGAAAAUUUGGUUUAACCCAACUUCGGAAUAAGUUUAAUGGUUUGAGGAAAAUUUAUACUGAGUUUAAGAAAUUAUUAUCGGAGACUGGCGUGGGAUAUAACCAUGAGACGGGCAUGGUUAUAGUUGAGGAAGAGAGAUGGGACAGGUUGUGCAAGGUUGUUACGAAUGCAAAUAAGUAUAAAAAGUAUGGAUGUAAGCAUUUUGACAAGAUGUCGACUAUAUUUGGGGAUACAUAUGCAAGAGGGAUGCAUGCCCACCCAUCCACUACAGCACCACCCACAAUCAUUUUGCCCACUCCCAAUGAUGACGAUGAUGAGGAAGAGGGUUGUGAGGUCAGUCCCCCACCUUUACGUAAAGGUAAGAAAGCCAAAAGAGAUGUUUUAUCUCCUGGUAUAGCUGCACUCUUGUCAAACAUGAAUAAGAAUUCUGAGAGGAGAGCUGAGAGAAUGGAAGCUGCAAUAGAGAAAGCAGCUAAAGCAUAUUCUACUUCUACUCGUGUAUCUUCAUGUGAGAAAUGA